AUGACUAGCCUUUUAUACGGCAUCCUCGAAGCAAAGACGCAUUACAUGCGGCAAUCAAGCUUUGAUUCUUGCUUCUUUAUAUCAAUUAAUAAAGAUCAGCUAAGAAUAGCUGCUUUACAAACGGACGAUGUUCUUAUGGUUAUCAAUCGAGUUAUAAAAGCAAAAGAAGAGAAAGAGCUAGUGAAAUCCAAGCUAAAGAGCAAGGAAAUAAAGAUCUUUACACACGCCGAACCGAUGAUUUUCAAUAAGUGCAAGCUAUCUUUAAAUAAAAACGAAUUCGGAGUGUUAAUUGGUCAGAAAAAGCAAAGUGAAAGGCUUGCAAUAAUCAAGCUCGAUUCAGCUAUACGGGCUAAGGAGUACUUAGAGCAACGUGCUCGAGAAGCGUAUUUGAUUACUAUUUGCUACUUAAAAGCAUCUUAUGCUCUAUCGAUAGCUGCUCAAUACUAA
Drepanopeziza brunnea f. sp. 'multigermtubi' MB_m1 is the source of this 447-nucleotide messenger RNA. NCBI's taxonomy places the organism in Eukaryota, Fungi, Ascomycota, Leotiomycetes, Helotiales, Drepanopezizaceae. The record is from RefSeq and is a predicted model, not a curated record.